Molecule: messenger RNA, 1395 nt
Organism: Etheostoma cragini (Arkansas darter)
Lineage: Eukaryota; Metazoa; Chordata; Actinopteri; Perciformes; Percidae
Product: E3 ubiquitin-protein ligase TRIM21-like
Exons: 2
Coding region: 115-1389 (424 amino acids)
Molecular function (GO): protein binding
Source: RefSeq, a predicted model, not a curated record
UGAAAGCCAGACAGCGAGACAGCGGGCUGCAGUCCAGACCGUCUCUCCGUGUCUCUGCAAAGAAAAUUACACGUUAUCCAGCAGCCGAGUCUCCGCCGAACACCGAGCGUCGAUAUGUCUGCUGCCAGCUGUCUGCUGACUGAAGAUCAGUUCCUGUGCUCCAUCUGUCUGGAGGUUUUCACGGAUCCAGUCAGCACACCAUGUGGACACAACUUCUGUAAAACCUGCAUCACUCAACACUGGAAUAUUAAUAAACCAUGUCAGUGUCCCAACUGUAAGAAGGAUUUCAACAUCAAACCUGAGCUGCAGGUCAACACUUUCAUCUCAGAGAUGGCUGCUCAGUUCAGACAGGAAGCAAAAGACGUUCCUGUCUACUCAGGACUCAAAAAGAAGACCUGGAUGGUCUUCCUGCUGGGUCUGAUGUGUGUCUUCGUGGCCUGGAUGGUGUCCGAACAGAAGAAACAUUUUGCUCUUCUGAAAGAUGAAUGUGAAGCACAGAAGGCCGAGCUGUGCAAGACACAGUCUGAAAUACAACAGAUGAUCCAGAAGGAGAUCAAACACUCAAUGGAGCUCAGUAAGGAAGACACAGACAGACUGAUCUUCAGCGCUCUGAAGGAGUCUGUUCAGAAAAUCCAGGCCGAGCUCAUCGAGAAGGUCAAAGAGAAGCAGAGAACAACAGAGAAACUGUCCGAAGGCUUCUUCAAAGAUCUGAAACAGGAAGUCUCUGAGCUGCGGGAGAGAAGCACUGAGGUGGAGCAGCUCUACAAGGCUCAGCUGAAAAAACUCAGUAACCAGAUCCUGAAUCUGCUCCCUGAGUCUGAUCUGAGGAGGGUCCAGCAGCAUGAAGUGGAUGUGACUCUUGAUCCUGACACAGCACAUCCUAGACUCAUCCUGUCUGAGGAUGGAAAGCGAGUACAUGACAGUGAUGUGAGGAAGAAUCUCACAGACAACCCAGAAAGAUAUGAGAAACAUGUUUUUGUCUUAGCAAAGCAGAGUAUUUCUUCAGGAACGUUUUAUUUCGAAGUUCAGGUUAAAGGAAAGACUGAGUGGUUAUUAGGAGUGGCCAGAGAGUCGGUCAACAGGAAGGGGGACAUCACACUGAGUCCUGAGGACGGUUACUGGGUGAUCUGGUUGAGGAAUGACAGUGAGUACUCAGCUGCUGCUGGACCUAAUGUCCAUCUGUCUCCGAAGUCUCCUCCUCAGAAGGUGGGGGUGUUUGUGGAUUAUGAGGGGGGUCUGGUCUCCUUUUAUGACGUUGAUGCUGAAUCUCUUAUCUACUCCUUUACUGGCUGCUCCUUCACUGAGAAACUCUUCCCAUUCUUCAGUCCCAGUCUUAAUGACGGUGGUAAAAACUCUGCCCCUCUGAUCAUCUCUCCUGCCAGUCACUGAGGAGAA